GUGGUGACGGGGGGCCGGUGUGUAGGGCUGCUCCUCUUUACUGCUUUCAUUGCUGACUUCAGCAACCCGUUGUGUGUGUCCCACUAUAGAUGAGAUAAAUUCAUUUGGUGUAGAAAAUUGAAGCCGUAUUUGCAGCGUUAUCUUUUAAAACUCGUGAAUUGAUCGGGGAAAAAAGAAAAAGUUUGGUGGUGCUUAUUGCGUAAUAUUAAACAAACAGUUGAAGCGGUGCCCCCAGGAUGGAGUUUGAGUGAACGUUACAGUGGAUACUUUAUUGGCCAGAUACUGGAGGUGGAUGUAUUGACACACGGGCCAGGAGGGUGUGUGGCAGGUCAACAAUUCUCAAGGUGGAGGGGACGUGGUGGAGCCAGCGUGUGGGCCCGUGUGGGCUCUGUGAGCGCCCUGUGGGGCUCUGUGAACGCUCUGUGGGGCUCUAAGCGCGCCUUGUGGAGCCCAGUGAGCGCCUUGUGCGCUGAACCACCUCCCUUUUUAACAGUGGGCGGUGACGGUGUGGCGCCACACUGCUUUAAGGAGGCAAUCCAGGAGCCUCGUGUGAGUGGUGCUCUAGCUCCCGGGAACCGGUGGUGGUGAUGGAGUGGACGCGGCAGAGCGCCAAGUGACGUUACAAGUUAGGUUAACGGCCAGUUGAUAGCGGAGACAGUUCAAUAUGGCAGAGGGCGAUAAUCCGGGUAAUCAGGGUGCGGGCUACCCGCGCCCUUACUCCCACAUCAUCCAGGCCAACCCAUACACCCAUGAGAUGACUCUAGCCGCCCAUAGACUCUCGGAUUCUAGGUUUUUCUUCUCGGAAAGGCGGCUGUCGCAGCUGUUUAACGUCGAUGGUUGGACUGAAGAGGGCGAGACGACCCGUAACGAGUUCGGCGACGAGGACGACCCGGGCCACGACCCGCCUCCGGAGCCGGCCCCCAGGGCCUCGUAUUGCCCCCCUUCUCCCGGCACCCCAGGCGACCCCACCCCUCCGGCGCCAGACCCCCGCUAUCCGGCUGUGCGUCAACCCUCCCUCUACUCCACCCUCGGGUCCGGCUGCCACUUGGACCCGAGGUUCUCGGCCGAAGUGGCACUCGACAUGGCACGACUCUCCACCAUCAGCGGCGCAUCCGGCCGCUUCAGUUCGGGCCACCUGGACGAGGAGGACGAGGAUUCCUACGGAGCCGGCAAUAAUGGCGACGUGACCCCCACUCCAGGAUCUCCAGGGUCGUGUCGCAACUCGCGCAAUCUCUCAAGUAGAUACUCUCAGCUCUCCACCCUGGCCUCGUCCUUAGCCUCCUCCUCCGGGCACCGCUCCUCCCUGCCCUCAGCCCUCUCGGAACUGGCAGGGGAGGUAGGGGGCGUGGCUGACCUCCUUACUGACGACGAUGAGGGCCUCGGCCCCGGACCCAUGGUUUGGGGCGGCGACGAAGUGGUCAACUGGCAAGAACGAUGCCUUGAACUGGAACUCUCCCUGCAGCGGUUCCGAGACCAAGCCGGCAAGAUCAGGGAACUUCUCAGAGAAAAGGUUCGCGUGAUGGAGCGGAGGCUAGAGUGGAGUGCUGGCGGUGGAGGCAGCGACGGUGGAGGCAGCACUGGAGGCGGCGACGCUGGCGACGACAUUGACGACCUGCAGGUGGAGAUGGUGGAGAAGGAGGCUGUUAUCACCACCCUCUCAACCCAGGUAGAAGAACAGAGACAACUUCGGCUGCAGGACGCGAAGAAGGUGGAGGCGAAGGCGGCCAAGAUCAAGGAGUGGGUCACCAACAAGCUCAAGGAGCUGGAGGACCAGAACGCUCAUCUUCGGGAGCAGAACGCCAAGUGCAACGUUCAGUUGGAGCUGUUGCGUGGCCGCCUAGCGCAUCUGUCCACCAUGCACACAGACAAGGACCGGGACACUGAGAGGAUAUGGAAAAGGAGGUCCCUAAGUCUGCCUAAGGAUUCAUCAAGGGGGAGCUUCGAGGGUGACCGACCCGACAGCGAUGAAUCUCUACCUGAUGGACGCAAUGAGGCCGAUUACAUCCCCUCCCGCCCAGCCACUCUUGGUCGAGACAGACGCUCUAAAUCCAGGUCACCGGCAGGACUGAGGAGAGCCAGUUCUAGUGAUACAGAUGCCAACUAUGGAGAGAUUCGCUUCAAGUCUCGACACAAUGGACUCCCACGGACUGGUCUGGAGAGAAGAAAAUAUGAUGAUGAUAAGAGAGUGAGAGACUCUCGUGUGGACUCUGGCUCUGUGGACCUCGAGACUCCUCAAAGUUUAAGUCCUAAGAGUCCUCUGGAAGUGAUGCUUAACAGCCUAACACAGAGCACAGGUAGCUUGCCUAGAAGUGGUUCCCGAGCAGGCAGUAGGGGAGACAGUCCCCGGAAACCUGUUCCUCAGCCACGAACCAAACACCUCAAGAAGGGAGGGAGUGUGCCAGCCUAUGUCACAAAGAGUGCCGAUAGUCUUGACCUAGAGCUGGAUGGGUAUGACAAUACAGAGAGCACUGACUCUAGUCAGCUUGCUCGGUCAGGAGACAGUCACUUAAGUGAUGAUGGCAGAAGAUCUCGUGCUAAGGAUGAGGCUCAUGACUACAGUGAAAUCUACACACCCAGCCGUGAUCACGCCCGAUGGCCAGGAGACACAGAGGCCAAUGGAGAAAAGCCUCCCACUCCGCCCCUACACCGCUUCCCAUCGUGGGAGUCGAGAAUAUACCAGGUAGCACAGGAGGGACUGUCUGGGUCUGGGGUUGUCAACACCAGCGGGGAAGUUGCGGCCAGGAUGAGGAGCUCUGGUCUCGGCAGUUACCCAGAGAUACACGUUCCUGUCUAUGCUGCAGUCAAAGGCCGUGCGAGUCAAAUCCGGUCCGUUCCCUUCACUGGGGAUUCCUCAGACUCUUCUGAUGGGGAGGAUCACUGUGGAGGUUCAGACUCUCGGGGUCUCUCCUCCCACACACCGUCAUCUUCAGCAGAGUCUUCCUCCAGCUCUCCUUCCAAGAGCAAGACAUCUUCACUGUCCCCUGCUAAGCUGUCUGGUUCCUCACCCUCCAAGAGCAUGAGAAGAGAUAGCAGUCGGUUAUCUCAAGAAUCAGCUGAUUAUGCUGAUUAUGCCAUCCCACCUGAUGCUAUGCCAGAUUCUAUACCUGAUUCUAUACCAGAUGCUAUACCAACCCUUAAGCUUCCGGAUACAUCCUUUGAGUCUGGUGUGUCCGAUGAUUAUGCAAUCCCACCAGAUGCCAGAAGUGACAGUGGGUCUCUAGAGUCAACAAUGGCACCCACACUCAGUGCCAGGACAUCAUGUGUUGAAACUACCACCAAUACUCUCACUUCAAGCCAUAUUGGCACAAUAUCACCGCGUCGAGAGAGCUCGUUGGAAAAAAUGGGCUACUUAACAAAACUUGGUGGGAAGCUUAAGACGUGGAAAAAACGGUACUUUGUUCUUAAGGAUGGAACGCUGACAUACUGGAAGAGUCAGAGUGAUAUACACCGCAAACCAGCAGGCCAGAUUACAUUAAAUGAAGUUUGUCGUGUUACGCGAUCUGAAGGGGCUCACACCUUUGAGGUCAAUACCGGAAAAAAAACCUACUACCUCACUGCCGACAAUACAGCUUUAGUUGAAGACUGGGUUAGAGUUCUACAGAAUGUGUUACGACGUAAUGCUACUAAGCUGCUGCUGAGCAAAGAAGACAACAAACCCACUUUGCAAGGCUGGCUUACUAAAGUUAAACAUGGACACGCACGACGAUGCUGGUGUGUACUUAUCGGAAAAAUGUUCAUCUACUUCAAGAGUCCUAAUGACCAGAAUCCCAUUAGCCAAAUUAACAUGCGGGAUGCUCGGGUCGAAGAAGUAGAGAAGGUGUCAGAUUCAGAAGGGGAGGAGACAGCAGAGGAUGACACACUCCGGGAAGACCUAACAAUCGGCAUCUUUCCGUCACACCAGGGUCCGACCUACCUCAUCAUGCCAAACAAGCAGGACAAGGAUAAUUGGCUAUAUCACCUAACUGUUGUCUCGGGAGGUGGUCCAAAUGCAGGGACUCAGUAUGAACAGCUUGUGCAGAAACUCAUGGAACUUGAUGGUGACCCAAACUGUGUGUUAUGGCGGCAUCCACUACUAUUACAUAGUAAGGAUCCCAUCUCUUCUCCCUUAACCUCUCUCCCAUCCUCCCAGCUUCAGGCUGAGGCCAUUAAACUCUUUAAGGCAUGUCAGCUGUACACCUCGGUUCUGAUGGACUCAUCAGGUAUAGACUAUCAUGUGGUACUAUGUCAAAAUGCGCUUCAGCAGUGCCUCACUUAUCCUGAACUACAACCUGAACUUCUCAGUGCAUUGAUCAAACAGACAUCGAAACAUCUGCAAGCCAAACCAGGGGUCCAGGUAACCAAGACACUGAACAAAAUCAAGCACUCCCGAAACUUGCUUCUUUGUGCCACACAGUCACUAUUCUUGUGCGAUUCUUCGGGGGCACAGAAGGCCUCGCCAACCUUAGGAAGUGGCCAGCCUCUCCCAGCCGACCCAAAAAUCAAUCCGCCUUCUUUUACAUUUAUCCAGGGUUGGCAGUUCCUUGCCCUGGCAGUCUCAUUAUUUGUGCCUAAAAAUAGCAAGCUUUUGUGGUAUCUCAAACUCCAUCUGGAGAGAAAUGCUGAUACAAAAACUGAGGUAGGAAAGUAUGCUGCAUAUUGCCAACGAGCGCUUGAAAGAACCUUAGAACAUGGAGGCAGAGAGGCUAAGCCAUCUCGGAUGGAAGUCCUUUCUAUUUUACUUAAGAAUCCGUAUCACCACUCUCUACCCCAUGCUAUUCCCGUCCACUUCAUCAAUGGAACCUAUCAGGUCAUUGGCUUUGAUGGCUCAACAACCAUUGAUGAAUUCCUCUCGUCACUAAAUCAAGAAAUUGGUUGUCGUGAUGUUCAUCAGUCUGGAUUUGCUCUUUUCUCCGAUGAUCCGAUUGAAAAGGAUUUGGAGCAUUGCUUGAAUCGUAAUGCAAAGCUCUGCGAUGUUAUAUCAAAAUGGGAAACGGCUCUAAGAGAAAAGGGUUCUGGGAAAUUUGAAAAUACAAAAGUCAUACGCCUUCUUUACAAAUCUCGUCUGUAUUAUAGAGCAGCUGCUAAACAUGAAACUGAUCGUGAGAAAUUAUUACUCUGCUAUCAAGUCAACCAACAAAUACAGCAAGGCAAAUUCCCAAUCACUCGUGAACUUGCACUUGAGUUGGCUACACUCAUGGCCCAGAUUGACAUGGGAGAGGUUAAUAGUGAAAGAUCAAGAGGGUCUGGAUCAUCUGGGCCCUCAACUGCUCACAUCCAACAGGCUUUCACAAAGUUCUACCCUGCUAGGUAUCGCGAAGAUCUUAAUGAAGAGGAAACUAAGACAUUGCAAGACAGCUUACAAGAAAAAUGGGUAGGCUUACGAGGUAGAACGCAGAAUGAUUGCGUUCGCAUAUACCUGACGUGUACAAGAAAGUGGCCAUACUUUGGAGCCACACUCUUUCCAGCUGCCACUCCAUCACCAGACGGCCCACCAACGCCAGUAUGGGUAGCGGUCAGCGAGGAUGCCAUCACGCUUCUCGAUCAUACUAGCAUGGUAUCCAUUGGAAGAUAUGGAUAUGAAUCUGUUGUAACAUUUGGUGGCUGCCAGGAAGAUUUCAUGUUAGUAGUUCACACACCAGAGGAAGACAGUGCACAUCACCCUCCAGGAACCCACAAACUUCUCCUUUGUAUGAAUAAACCAAAGAUCCUGGAACUAACCCUCCUUAUUGCUGACUACAUGAAUGCCAUGGGUCGUCCUCUGCCAGGCACUCCCCAGACAGGAACGCUGACUCGUCACGGGUCUAGAAGGUCGGCUCGAUCCCACAUAACCUCCAUUCCUGGCCAACCCGACUUGUUGAAAAUGACAACAGAAGUAGAUAGCAAAUUACAGCGCCUCGAUGCCAAACGAAGAGCACAGGUCGACUCGACUGUUGUCUGACCCGCAGUGCACGCUAGGUCAUCAUGAGUCAGGUUUAUGCUCGGCCCAACUGCCACACUGUGAUAAUGCUUCACAUAAAUACUAAAAUUUUCAGCUGCUCAUAUGUCCAUACUCCAAAGAUUUUUUUUAGAUAUAUAUAUAUUUGAGAUAUACAAAAAUAGUAAAGUGCAGGACUCCUCUGUGGAGAUGAAGGAAACAGGUAAGUGGUUGUGUAUGGUACACAAAUGACCUUUUACAUUGAUAAUGGAUGUGUUAUGUGGCCGAGCAUAGUUUACAAAUGAUCUGAAAAUAAUAAGAUACCAUUCUGAAAAAAUAAUAUUUGAAUUUUAAAUUCAAAUUAAGUACAGAAUUCAAAGUUAAUUUGGUUAAUUGACUAUAGAAUUUUGUUUACUACGGCACAAUAUUGAUGUUUCAUAAUGAAAUAUAAAACAUCUUUUCAGGUCGUAUAUUAAAUAAUGUGCCUUAUGCUGCACUUUCAAAUCUCUCAAUUAUAUACAGCAAUUUGUGAUUUUAUUUAAAGUAUAGAUUACUAAAUGAAAAUUACACAAAACUGAUAUAUAAGUAUUUUAUUAGAAUAUAACUGCACAUGCAUAUAAAAACAAAUGCCACAUGUAAAGAUGCUUUAAAGCCCUAGUCUAUGAUAAAUCUAGUCUAGAGAGUGUAGUAAGAAAAUGCAGUUUCAUGUAAACAAAAACUGAAAAUAAAGAGAUGCAGUGUACAGCUAUCCAGUCUAGACUGAAUUAAAAUUAGAAUAUAAUUUGCAUACAAGAGAAACCUAAAGUUAACAAAUGGAGUGCUUUAAAUUAAACAAUGGCAGAAGUCAAGUGUUGAAUUUACAGAAUUUUCUUUAUUUUAUUUGUUUAUUUUUUAUGGAAACUUUAGUAGCUCCCCAAAUUUAAGCAAUAGGUUCUAUUUCCUCAAGAAGGCAACAGGAGCUGGAGAUCAGAACCAAAGAAGAAUGAGAACAACCAAAAGCAACAUGACAAAAAGUAUGUACCAGAUGGUAAAUAGACAAUGAAGUCACCACGAUGUAAACACUGAACCUGUUGCAGUAGUUUCUAAGCGUUAUAUGACAAAGAGUGGUGGGAAGACGGAACACCACGAGCGUAGCUGUCAUCCUGUAACUACACUUGGGUAAUUACCUGUCCACCACCAGUUGACACCCCAGGUUGGAUCACUGCAGUAAGCAGUCACCCAACACAAGGCAAAGCAAACCAGAAAGCUCCCUUCUCCCUCUCCCCUCCCUCCAAAAAAAGGAAUGAAAAAAGCAGAGGCAACCAAGCACAACAGAACCAAGCAGGGAGAGCAAAAGGGGCCUUGGAAUCACUGCUCAGCAUGAACCAACUGACUUCAAUACCCUGUAGAAUAGCAGGGAAAGGCCAUUAACACAAGCAGUGGUAAGGGACAAGCAUGGGGCUCAAGAAUCAUGAAAUGGGAGCACAAUGAUGCGGUUAAAAGCCUGAACAUGCCAGGUUCACAGCCCAAUACCAUAGUUCCUGCAAAUUUCAAGAAACCCUGCCCAGAAGCACAAAUGCACACAGAAGGCUAAUGGAAAAUAGUCUCUCUGGAAGUGCAUCUCCAGAGGAGUGUGGUCCAGCCCAUGCUAGGAUGACAAAGAAGGCAUGUUUGGUCAGGGCCAGGUUUCAAAGCUGGCAGAUUGAAAUACCACAUCGUCAGGAAUUAUCAAGAGAAAUCAGUCAUUUCUGAAAGCCCCACCCCCACUUUGGUCGCCCACAGAGAUACCCACCUGGGAAUCUCCAAGCCUUGAGUACCACAGCAGGUUUUUAAGAUUCAUGAGCACCUAACAGAAGCCAGGACCUAAAUCUGGCUCCCUCAAUAGAGGCAAGAGGAGCCUAAGGGACCACCACAAAAAUCUGAAGGAAAAUUACCAGAGGGAUAGUAACACACAAAAAGCAACUGCACCCAAUGUUUUUGCAGCAAGCAAUGCUAGUUGGCAACACUUGCCUGUUGGAGUGAUGAACAAUCAUCAGUGCCUACAGCAUUCAUGAUUGUUUUCAUCCCUGUUGUUGUGAGAUUGUCAAACUUCUAUGCGAGAUGACAGAUAUGUCACGUCACACAUGCCUGCUUUGCUAGUGGCAGCUUACAAGUGCUUUACAGAACAGCAUUCUAUUUUUGUCAUCUGCAACCUCGGUUGGGCUCAAAUACCCGAAGUUCGGAGCCUUCACUGUUUUACGACGACGAAUUUAUGACUUGUCCAAAUUUCUACAAGACCACUUUUACCUUGUUUUGCAAAUCUAUUGGCUCCUAGAUGUACCUGAUACCUACUUGAUGGGGUUCUGGGAGUUCUACUCCCCAAGAAGACUCCCCUACGUGGAUGAGGUUCUAGGAGUUCAUCCUCUCUCCGUGCCUGGCCUUGGGCCAGGCUUGACUUGGGAAAAUUUGGUUCAACAGGCUUGGAGCAGCUUGCACGACCCACAUAUCCACUACAGCUUAGUUGGUCUGGCACUUGCAGAAAAGUGUCCAGUUUUUCUUGAAGAUUUCCACUUUUGUUCUGGCAAUAUUUUUUAUACUUGCUGGGAGGAUAUUGAACAACAGUGGACCUCUGAUGUUCAUACAGUGUUCUUUAAUUGUGUCUAGGUGGCACCUUUAUUCUUCACUGGCUCUUAUUCUGCAUGUUGAUGUCCCUGGAUUUCAAGGAUGCAUGUUAACAUGUCCUGAUUCAUCCAAGAUUCAGAACUUGUUGAGGUUUCUUGAUUCCCAGUUAUGGGUUCUUUACUUUGGCCUAAACCUGGCAGCUAUGACUUUCACCAGGUUGACGCAGGUCGCGGUGUCUCGUCUCUGUGUUACGGGGGAUUUGCAUGUUGGCCUACCUCGACAACUGAUUGGUUUGGGCUCCCAUCUGGUCUCCUUCUUUGCAAGUAAGGGAUCUGGUUGUUUGCAGUUGGCAAAGAACCAAUUCUAGUUAGUUGUGAACUCGCAGAAGUCCAAGUUGGUGCCAUCACAGGUUUUGAUGUGGCUGAGCUUGAAUUGGAAUUCUUGAUCGGCUUGCUCUGCUCUGCCUCCACUGAUUUUGGCUCAGCUGAAUUUCUCAUUUGCAUCUCUAGCAACUAUGAUGCAGCCUGAACUUUAUCUGUGUGGUGUAUUUGUUGUCAUGUUUGGUUGCGAGUGCUGUAUUAGUUUUUCAAGGGAAAGAUUUUCAACCAUCACUGACAUUGGUGGGUGCAGACACUGGCAGCUGUGUGGUGGCUGCUUUGUUACCACUUUCAUUAUGCUAUUCAGUGUUUGAUUCAGCUUUUCCCGCCUGUGCUUGACUAGUUUGCAGAUGUCUCGAGUUUGGGCCCCUUCAUUUAGCGUGCACAAUGGUUCACAAGUUGAUGGUGGUAUGGUUUGCUCAGAAUUUGAUUCACCUACCUUGGGGCACCGUGACCCGACUCCACUCCAGUUGUUUUGACAUGUCAAACUUGUAUGCGAGAUGACAGUUUCUCUCCUUGUGAUUCUUAAUUUAGGAUCAUUAAGCUAGGUUCGUUGUCUGAAUUAGGUUUGCAAGGCAAGCUGGUCACUCCUGUUAUGAAAUUUAACUCUGCAGGUUGGUCGUCAUCUUGAUUUUUGGUUCACGUGCAUGGGAUGUCAUGUGUUUUUGCAGUCUCGCAGCGAUACCUCAUUUUGACGAGUGGACAGUCGAUGACAGGCUCUUCCAUUGGAUCAACGAGAUCCUGUAGCUGGACCUCUUCAUUGAUAGCAUUGCAGUGGAGGAAAGGGCCAGUGCACUAUAUGGAAGCAAGGUGACUCAGCUAGGAGAGAAGGAACCAAACUCCUCAGAGCAGGUGUACCUGGUAGGGUAGGAGAAAAGUGGAAACCAAUAUCCAAGGCAGAAGUCGAGUGCAAAAUAAUAAACCAGAGCACGUGCAAUGAGGUGACAAAAAAGAGUCAUGAAACAGAAGGAACAAAGGACUAUAGUCCAUAGGAAUAUGUUCCAGCAAUAGCCAACAUAAAUUAGCUUAAUGGUGAAAGAGGCAGUGGGCUGCUUGUAUGUAACCAGGCAAAUACAAAUGUAGGCUGUAGAGGCUCCUGAGUGGACUGGGCUGUCACCAGUCACAACAAGCUCAUUGUUUUCAUCAUGGUUAUGUUUGUUGUCUGGUUAUUGUAAUUUUUGUCAUGCAGUUGUUUGCCUCAGUAAACUUGUGUUUCUGGUUUGAGAGAGAGUGCAGUAAUCUCCAGCCCCCCCUUCACCUCACCAAGGUACCCAUAUUAUUAUCCUGUCUGGUAGGCAAGAAUUAGUCUUGGAGGCCUGAUGAAAUUCCCUAAGGUAUGACUUAACCAGUAUUGACCUUCAGGAAGCUAUUGAAGGCUUCUCUUUCCAAAAAGACAAAUUUCUAGAGUGAACUUGACUUGUGUUGCAAAGAAAAGCAGACUGUUUUUGGGUUAACAUGUAUCCAUGAAAAAGGGUUGCAGGACUCUGGGUUAGAAAAUGGCAUCGAUUCCUGGUAAUCCUCCUGGAUCAACCAGGAAUCAGGAGCUCCAGCAAUGUCAAAGAAUUGAUUUGGUUUAUUGUAUUCUUACAGAAAAAAAAAAUUUACUUGAGACAAUGGCAUAUUUAUAUUUUCAAAGUAAAAU
Messenger RNA from Procambarus clarkii (red swamp crayfish), 10492 nucleotides. The record is from RefSeq and is a predicted model, not a curated record. Lineage: Eukaryota; Metazoa; Arthropoda; Malacostraca; Decapoda; Cambaridae.